Messenger RNA from Oncorhynchus mykiss (rainbow trout), 6949 nucleotides. The record is from RefSeq and is a predicted model, not a curated record. Lineage: Eukaryota; Metazoa; Chordata; Actinopteri; Salmoniformes; Salmonidae.
AGCAGCGAUGUGAAAGUAGCCUACUACCAUCGAAAGCGCAGCCUCGUUACUGUAUUCCUCAGAAGAAAGGAUGCGGUGACGAUGGAACAAGACAGAGCAGCUCUGUAGUAGCCUACUGUACAACAAUUCCAAUCCGGAUUUACAUGAAAUCCUCAACUGUCUCUACCAGAGCAUUGUUGUAAUCCGUUUCUGAACAGAGGGAACACCCCGUCUUUUCCAAUCAGGUUUCAGAUUGAUUCUUCACCUUGCUUAGAGAGGAUAGGCACUCUGGACUGUAUUCGGAGCUGAGAGAAGGCUGAGGAGUUUGGAGCUGCUCUGAGCUGAAACCCUAAAUAUUAAAUAUGCCAGCCUUGCUCUAGUAUUUGUCAUUAUUUUUGUUUUAUUUUCUACCUAUUACACAGCAGGACAUGGUGCAUAUGACAACUGUAUUUAUCCAGUAACCUAAUAGUUUGAAGGUAUCACUUUUCGAAUGCCAACUCAACAAUGAAUUCUAAUGCAGGGCCUUACCGGCACAGCGCCUACGGAAGCAGCCCGAGCGGCAAUAGCGGGCGUGGCGCCGUGACCAUCCACUGUCUCCGCUGCCGGGAGGUCUGUAAGGGAGAGGUGGUUCGUGUGCAGAAUGUCCACUUCCAUGUCAAGUGCUUCACCUGCCAAGUGUGUGGCUGUGACCUGGCCCGUUCAGGCUUCUUCCAGAAGGGAAGAGAGUACAUCUGUACAGAGGACUACCAGCGCCUCUAUGGCACCAAGUGUGACAGCUGUGGAGACUUCAUCACAGGGGAGGUGGUCUCUGCGCUGGGGCGUACCUACCACCCCAAGUGUUUUGUUUGCAGCAUGUGCAGAAAGCCUUUCCCUAUCGGAGACAGGGUGACCUUCUGUGGGAAGAAGUGUGUCUGUCAGCAGUGCUCCCAUUCGCUAGUCAGCAACGCGCCGGUCAAGAUCCACGGACCCAGCCACUGUGCAGGCUGUAAGGAGGAGAUCAAACAUGGCCAGUCUCUCCUGGCCCUGGAGAAGCAGUGGCAUGUCAGCUGCUUCAAGUGUCAGACCUGUGGCACUGUGCUGACCGGGGAGUACAUCAGCAAGGAUGGUAUUCCAUACUGUGAGACUGACUACCACACCCAGUUUGGCAUCCAGUGUGUGACGUGUAACAGAUACAUCAGUGGCAGAGUGCUGGAGGCAGGGGGAAAGCACUACCACCCCACCUGUGCCCGUUGUGCCCGCUGUCUCAUGAUAUUUACAGAAGGAGAAGAGAUGUACCUGACAGGUUGCGAGGUGUGGCAUCCUGUGUGUAAACAAGCAGCUCGAUUGGAGAAGAAACUCAGAUUCAGACGUACCUCGGAGGCCUCCGUAUCUCCCCCUGGGUCCAGCAUCGGCUCCCCGAGCCGCAUCAUCUGUGCCAAAGUGGAAAACGAGGUCCUAAGUUACAAAGAUCUGGCCGCACUGCCUAAGAUUAAAACUAUUUGUGACGUGCAGCGGCCCGAUCUCAUUCCCUGUGAGUCUUAUCACAGAUACUCCUCUGAUGACAGACUAGAACGCUACAGCUAUGGGGAGUCUCUGGGAACUCUCUCUCCAAACUCUCAGGACGUCUAUGACAGGGUGGAGCUGAGACAAAGGCGCUCCUCCAGCCCAGGCUUCAAUGACUCUCCCACCUACAGCCGCCAGGGCAUGUCUCCCACCGUGUCCACUUCCUGCUCCCCACAGCACCGCUUCCGCCCCGAUGAUUCAAACUACUCGGCCACUAAGAGUAAAACCAGCGACAACAUCCUCCAGACUUCCCAGUUUCCCGACUCGUAUUCUCCUGACCACGACCACCAGCAGUCUAACCACUACCCCUACACUCCCUCUCCCAGAGCUACUCGUGCCCGGAGGUUUUCCUCAGGUGGAGAGGAGGAUGGGUGGAAUCAAAGUCUUAACAGACUCCAAGGUGGUAUAGGCCGUAUGAUUCUGAAGGAGGAGAUGAAAGCCAGGUCUGGUUCCUAUGACAAUGACCCGUGGAGCAGCGCACGGAACUCCCGCACCAACUCCCGCACCAACUCCCGCAGUGGCAGCAAAGAGGCCCUGCACAAUGUGGGCUACGGCAACACUGUCAACGGAUCUCCCACCAGAUCCCACUACAGUACGGACAGUGACUCCUUCAUCUCCAAGUCAGCCUCGUUGCCAGGCUAUGGCAGGAACGGACUGCACAGGCCCCAGAGUGCAGAUUAUUUCCAGUACGACAGCAGCAGUGCAGUUAACUGGGGAAUCCGAGAAUACAAAAUCUACCCAUAUGAUGUGUUGGUGGUCACCAUAAGGAGGCAGAACCAGCCCCCCAAUGACGUGGACAGAGCCAGGCUAGAGCGCCACCUGUCUCCUGAGGACUUCUACCGGGUGUUUAGGAUGACUAUGCCUGAUUUUGACCGGCUGGCACUGUGGAAGAGAAACGAGCUCAAGAAACAAGUCCGACUGUUCUGAAAGGAUCAGACUGUAGAAGCUCAGUAUAGCAGCCUGCUGGGCUUAACGUUAGAGGGGCCUGAGUCCUCACUGAGAGCCAUAAUAACCAGUCUGGGUAGUCCUCGAUCCAUCAGGUCAGAGUCACAGCAGAACCAGAACUAAAACCAGCUUGGGUUCUAGCCAUAGAAAUAGAAUGAGUUGUAAUGAUAUAGUUCUGUUGUUCCAGGACAUCCUCUGAGCCAGAGAAAUAGAAUGAGUUGUAAUGAUAUAGUUCUGUUGUUCCAGGACAUCCUCCGAGCCAGAGAAAUCCAGCCAGCCUGAGUCUAUACAUCAAUAAUAUAUCUCUGGAAAAAGAGGAGUAACAGGCUCCUCCCCCUGAGCCAUGUCUGUUUGUGGGAGAACUAGACCAGGCUAGUUCUGCCUAUGCUUCCAGUAUUAUGCGUUUGCUUUAUUAGGAGGAGUUUAACUAUAGUUCAUGGCUGUCACGUCAUGAGGUUAUAGCAGAUUUGAACCCUUUUCAGGUUGCAGGUUUGGAGAGCUCUGAGACAUUAUCUUAUGAUCAAGCAGGAAAGAGAACACCAGCAAACUGUCCAAACAGAACGUUCUACCAGUUAAACUCUGUCCUUGCUUUCUUUACUCUAAAUAUAUUGUUUCAUUCAGACUUUUAUUUAUUUAUUUUUUACAUUGAGACUAAAAUGUUGUAUUUCUUAAUAGAGCAAGGGUCCCCCGCGGAGUGAAAGGCUAGAUCGAUGUAUUGUGGUAGUACGGUUUAAGAAAAUGUGUGGAUCAUUGUGUGUUUACUGAAAAACCAAAGUAAUACAACUAUAUUAAGAACCAAUUAGUUUGUUUGCUUGUGUUGUUUUUGUUUUAGAUAGCAACAUGCUUAAAGAGCGACUGUCCCUAAAAAGCAACUUCUCUUUUUGAAAACAGCCUAUGUGGCAUCGAUAUGAGUCAAAAUAAUUUAUUCAAGUGUUAAAAUUUACUACAAAGUGUAAAAUAGGAUAGUUUUGGUCAUAAAGUCAGUCUCAUCCAAAAUCAGAGAUUUGCGAGAUAAUAGAAAAAUUGUUAUGUCACGGAAUGAAGGGUACCCUAACAGAAUGAAGGGUACCCUAACAGAAUGAAGGGUACCCUAACCGUUUUCCUUGACUUGGGUUUAUUUCAAUGUGGUUUGACAUUUGAAAUCCCUAUGGGGCUAGUUAAAGACAAUCAGUAAAUUACACAAUGUACAUGGAACAAUCAUUUAAAAUAUUGAUAGCUCCACAUUUUUAAAAAAGAAGAAAAUGUACUACUUUAAAAUGAAGAUAGCAUGGGCAGCGCCUUUUAGGCUGUCACAGACACUAUAAUGGCACAAAUACAAAGAUGAGUCCAUCUAUCACUAUGGCCUCUUGUUCGCACACGUAUCUACCCUCUCAUUGGCUAGAAUGGUCCCACCUGAUUUCGCCUACUCCCACCUGCUUUCUGUCUUUGAGGACAUGUAUUUCCAUUGUUAGAGCGGUCAAUCGACUAUCUUGUCAAUAUAAUAGACAAUCUUUGCUACGUGGGAACACACACACAAAAGACACCCACUUUAACCCCCCCGUUUGGCUUCAGUCAUGGCCUUCUUAAUGACCAAGCCAAAAAAUGAGGCCAAAUCAGGAAGUUCAGCUCCACUUUAAACACACUGAAUGCACGUUUCCAGAGAAUAUAAGACCAGGCUUUUGUCUACGUACUAGCAGUUGAUUGUUUUACUAAAUUGACGGGAAGGAUCCAAACAAUGUAAUGUAUGUGUUGGAGUUUUGGAUUAUUUAAUCUUAUCAAUUUCAAUUGAACCAAAGGGUUUCAUUUACAGUAAUGGAAUAUCAUGUUAUGAUUGGAUCUUGAAUUGUAUUCAGAGCUGGGAUUGUAGUGAGGAUAAAAGCUGACGUGACUGACUCUUCAUGGGGAGACAUGACCUGAUUCUAACUCAACACAUGGAGACAGAGAUAAUGAAUAGAGAUAUACAUUAAUUAGAUGGAAUCUGCCUGUGGAGGAAAGUGGAUUGAAGGGAUCGGAGACCAGAAAUCUGGAUUAGAGAUGAAAUAGAGGAAUGGUUCUGAAUUAGAUUACAACUGAAAGGGAUUGAAUGAACUCUUCCUUGAACAAUACCAAGGUGAGGAGGGAAGGAAUCGAGGUGAGACGGGAAGGAAUUGAGGUGAUGGAAUUUUUAUGGAUGUUGAAGUGGAAUUGAUUUGAUGGAAUUGUCCUGAUUGGUCUAUGUGGAUACCAGUCCAAAUGACAACAAGGGUCCUGAUAUAAUUUGUUUUAGUUUUAGUUUCAUACAGUGCGAUCUAAAUCAACUUAGGGGUGUGAAAUGAUUACUGGUUGCUAAAGAAUACACUAUAGUGUGCAUACAGUAGAACAAAACAUUAUCCUGCUGGGUUUUGAAGAGGUGACUCCUAGUUAUCUCCUGUUAGGUUUUGAAGAGGUGACUCCUAGUUAUCUCCUGUUGGGUUUUGAAGAGGUGACUCCUAGUUAUCUCCUGUUGGGUUUUGAUGAGGUGACUCCUGUUGGGUUUUGAAGAGGUGACUCCUAGUUAUCUCCUGUUGGGUUUUGAAGACGUGACUCCUAGUUAUCUCCUGUUGGGUUUUGAAGAGGUGACUCCUAGUUAUCUCCUGUUGGGUUUUGAUGAGGUGACUCCUGUUGGGUUUUGAAGAGGUGACUCCUAGUUAUCUCCUGUUGGGUUUUGAAGACGUGACUCCUAGUUAUCUCCUGUUGGGUUUUGAAGAGGUGACUCCUAGUUAUCUCCUGUUGGGUUUUGAUGAGGUGACUCCUGUUGGGUUUUGAAGAGGUGACUCCUAGUUAUCUCCUGUUGGGUUUUGAUGAGGUGACUCCUGUUGGGUUUUGAAGAGGUGACUCCUAGUUAUCUCCUGUUGGGUUUUGAAGACGUGACUCCUAGUUAUCUCCUGUUGGGUUUUGAAGAGGUGACUCCUAGUUAUCUCCUGUUGGGUUUUGAUGAGGUGACUCCUGUUGGGUUUUGAAGAGGUGACUCCUAGUUAUCUCCUGUUGGGUUUUGAAGAGGUGACUCCUAGUUAUCUCCUGUUGGGUUUUGAAGACGUGACUCCUAGUUAUCUCCUGUUGGGUUUUGAAGAGGUGACUCCUAGUUAUCUCCUGUUGGGUUUUGAUGAGGUGACUCCUGUUGGGUUUUGAAGAGGUGACUCCUAGUUAUCUCCUGUUGGGUUUUGAAGAGGUGACUCCUAGUUAUCUCCUGUUGGGUUUUGAUGAGGUGACUCCUGUUGGGUUUUGAAGAGGUGACUCCUAGUUAUCUCCUGUUGGGUUUUGAAGAGGUGACUCCUAGUUAUCUCCUGUUGGGUUUUGAAGAGGUGACUCCUAGUUAUCUCCUGUUGGGUUUUGAAGAGGUGACUCCUAGUUAUCUCCUGUUGGGUUUUGAAGAGGUGACUCCUAGUUAUCUCCUGUUGGGUUUUGAAGACGUGACUCCUAGUUAUCUCCUGUUGGGUUUUGAAGACGUGACUCCUAGUUAUCUCCUGUUGGGUUUUGAAGACGUGACUCCUAGUUAUCUCCUGUUGGGUUUUGAAGAGGUGACUCCUAGUUAUCUCCUGUUGGGUUUUGAUGAGGUGACUCCUGUUGGGUUUUGAAGAGGUGACUCCUAGUUAUCUCCUGUUGGGUUUUGAAGAGGUGACUCCUAGUUAUCUCCUGUUGGGUUUUGAAGAGGUGACUCCGAGUUAUCUCCUGUUGGGUUUUGAAGACGUGACUCCUAGUUAUCUCCUGUUGGGUUUUGAAGACGUGACUCCUAGUUAUCUCCUGUUGGGUUUUGAAGACGUGACUCCUAGUUAUCUCCUGUUGGGUUUUGAAGAGGUGACUCCUAGUUAUCUCCUGUUGGGUUUUGAGGAUGUGACCCCUAGUUAUCUCCUGUUGGGUUUUGAAGAGGUGACUCCUAGUUAUCUCCAGUUGGGUUUUGAAGAGGUGACUCCUAGUUAUCUCCUGUUGGGUUUUGAAGAGGUGACUCCUAGUAAUCCAAUAGAUCAUACAAUAUUCUUGGUAGCCUACAUGCAAAGCUGUCCUUUUUCUUUCAGUUGUAUUUGGAUGGUCUGGUAUGAGGUUGUGCAUCAUAGGAAGAGAUAGUUCUGAUUGUUAGUGUAUACAGCACUGCCUUUAUCAGACUCAUAUUAGUCAUACUGACUAGCAGCAGUCAUUUAGUAUAAAUAACUCUUACUGUCAUCUUUGUAAUGGCUGUUUGUUUUAUGUGUGUGUGUGUGUGUGUGUGUGUGUGUGUGUGUGUGUGUGAGAGAGAGAGAGAGUCGCAAGUUAUCAUAGAUAUUUACAAUACUAACAGCAAUACUGGUCAAUAAUGUACAUACAGUACUUCCAGAAUUCACAAUCUCAUUUUUGAAUCUAUAUCCAUUAUAAAAGGUUUGGGAGACGGUUAAAUGUAUGUUUUCAUUUUGUAACUGUACAAAGCAAUCUGCAUAUUAUUUAUUUCAAUGUCAGAACUACUGCUCAACAAAUGAUGUACAUAUUUUAUUUAAAUUAAAGCAGUUUACAUGUG